Molecule: messenger RNA, 1236 nt
Organism: Alternaria atra
Lineage: Eukaryota; Fungi; Ascomycota; Dothideomycetes; Pleosporales; Pleosporaceae
Exons: 5
Coding region: 1-1236 (411 amino acids)
Biological process (GO): phospholipid biosynthetic process
Cellular component (GO): membrane
Molecular function (GO): phosphotransferase activity, for other substituted phosphate groups
Source: RefSeq, a predicted model, not a curated record
AUGGUGUACAUACGACAGGACAAGCUGCCGAAGCUUAGGGAGUACAAGUACUCUGGCGUGGAUCAUAGUCUGCUCUCGCAAUAUGUUCUCAAGCCCUUCUAUAACAAUGUGGUCAUAAAAUGUUUUCCCAUGUGGAUGGCACCCAACCUCAUAACACUCUCUGGUUUCGGAUUUAUCAUAGUCAACUUUCUUACCCUGCUCUGGUACACGCCAACUCUUGACCAAGAUUGCCCACCUUGGGUAUACGCCAGCUGGGCGAUCGGCCUCUUCCUCUACCAAACAUUCGAUGCUGUAGACGGCAGUCAGGCCCGCAGGACCCGUCAGAGUGGUCCUCUAGGGGAACUUUUCGAUCAUGGAGUUGAUGCGAUAAAUACGACAUUGGAAGUACUGUUGUUUUCUGCGACUAUGAAUCUUGGCCAAGGCUGGAAGACGGUUCUCACGCUCUUUGCAUCGUCGCUGACCUUCUACGUGCAAACCUGGGACGAGUAUCAUACACAUACGCUUACUCUUGGUGUGAUCUCUGGGCCGGUUGAAGGUAUCUUGACGUUGUGCCUUGUGUAUGCCGCAACAGCUUUCCUUGGUGGGGGCAGCUUCUGGCAACGUUCCAUGAUCCAAACUCUUGGAGUUAAAGAGCAGGGUCUCAUCCCGGAAGUUUUGUACAACAUGGCAUGGAAUGAGUGGUACAUGGUCUAUGGAGGCAUCGUGCUUGUGUUUAACACUGUCUCGAGCGCACAAAACGUAAUGAAAGCUCGUCGUGCCCGUGGUGAAAAGGCGCGAGUUGCUCUACUCGGUCUCCUCACCUUCGGCUCGGCUUGGGUCCUUAUUACGGCAUAUCUGUACCUGCAGCCCAUAAUCUUACACCACCAUCUGGUACCUUUCAUCUUCUACGCGGGUCUCAUCAAUGCGUACUCGGUGGGUCGCAUGAUCAUCUCCCACCUUACGAAAUCACGUUUUCCUCGAGGCAACGUGCUCAUAUACCCUCUCAUCUACGGAGUAAUCGAUUCGCUCGGGCCAUGGCUACAGGAGCACAUCGGGGUGGGCUGGCCAAGUGCCCUAGGUAACGAUGUUUACCAAGUCGCCUUUGUGUUCAUGUGCUUGGGUCUUGCCGUAGGCGUACACGGAAGCUUCAUCGUGGACGUCAUCUGGACAAUCUGCGAUUAUUUGGACAUUUGGUGUCUCACAAUCAAGUACCCGUACCAGCCAGUAGAAGAGAACAUGGAGAGGAAGGGACAAUGA